AUCUUCCUUAAACUGGACGGUUCAACAAUAGGGCUGUGCAUCAUUUCCUGUAUCUGUGGGAGCAAAUCAACAGCCAUUAGAGUCAGAUGUCAUUACAUUUGCUGAUAUCACGCUGUCCUAAUUUAAUACAAUCUUCAAAAUAACAGAUGUAACGUCGGAUGUUCAGUCGACAAUUAUUCAAUAAGAAAUUCGAAGUUUACACUAGAAAAGAUACUUUCUACGAUUCUAGACUACUUCAUUAUGCGGAAAGCACGAAUUCACACAAGCCAACACGGACAUGACUAACCUCAAGCACUUCAAGCACGGAAUGCUCAACCUUAAUCAGGUUGCUCAAGAAAGUAAAGGAGGCCGGUUUGACUGUAGGUUUACUUUUUAUCAAUCUUCGUUGUGAGAGGGGUUGUGGUAUGUUUCUGCGUGUUACAGUUGGUCGUCUAUCAAAAUCGCUUGUCUCCCAUCCCAAUUUACUGAUCCGUUAUGCUUCCAGUGAGCCGACUGAUGAGCAAGGUGGAUUUACGCGGUCAAUCUACUCCAAACCUAUGUAUAAAUAUGUUGUACGUGACGGGAAAUCUGUUAAAAUAUAUUCUGGUUUGGUGACAAAAUCGUCUCGUCCUGCUGUUAAAUUUCGUGAACUUCUUCAGAAGGCAUGGAGUACAGAAACUCUGACAGUGGAUAGCCUCAGAUCAUUGUUGCUAUCACGAAUGAAGGAACGAAACCGACGAAGACAAAUAGUUUCUGACAAAGACGUUGAUAAACUAGGACUAGAUAUUGCCAUAGCUCAUAUGGUGUGCAGUCUGGGCGGUCGCGUUCAGCUCAUCGGUCACACUAGCUGGAUUCAACCAUAUGCUGGGGUCCCUCCUAUACUACCAAAUAAAUACGUUGAUGGUUUCGUGAUCGAAAGCAUUGACCUGUCAGGUACCAAUAUUGUAUAUGAAGGACUAGAGUUUUUACGUAAGUAAAUGCUUUUGAUUUGAUUACCUUUACGUUUAUUUGAAGUAACAGGCAUGUUUCAUAAAUUUCAACAGAACAAUGGGAAGAUAGAGUUUACCUGAAAAGUAUGAUGUAUUUGCGCCACACAUUCGGGACAAUCUGGGCAUGCAUUUAAUGGUCAAGGCAUUAUGCGAAAAUUAGUGAAGGUCAAUUAAAUGAAGGUCCAAGUAAACAAAGUGAUAAUUGUAAGAUGAGGUGAAAAUCAGCGUCGUAUAGACAGAAUAAGGAAUUCGCGCACUGCCUUAAGCCGUAAAAUGACUUAAGGAUUCCCAGGGCAAAUUCAAGGCUACGACAAACUAUUUCUGUACACGUAAGAGGGGGUUGAAUUUACAAAUAGCCAAGGCUUCUGAACUUCAGAAAGCUAAACGCCCAGACAUAGUACUUGUAGUAGGUGACUUUAAUGCCCAAGUAGGUAACUUAAACCAAACAGAAAGACAUUUAGGUGGGUAAUUUGUUAUUCCGACUCAGCGAACAGAUAAUGUUGAUCGUCUGCUGCAACUGUGCUCGGACAAUCGUUUAUUUUUAGCAAACACUAAUUUUAAGCAUAAGGAGAGACAUCGUAUAACACGGCGACCCCCUGCACCAAACCAACGAUGGACUCAAAUAGAUCAUAUUACCACACAAACGAUGAACUCUAUGUCUAUGGCAACUACUUUUCUCGCCCCGAAAAACAAUCAAUCGAUUUAAAUAAUUAUCAUUACUAUUAUUGUCAUUAUUAAUACUAUUAUUGUUACUAUUAUUGUCAUUAUUAUUAUUAUUAUUAUUAUUAUUAUUAUUAUUAUUUUCCACAUUAUUCACCCUCUUUUAUACUUAUACAGCGGCUCGUCUUUGGUGGAAAUCCGACUGUAUCUAAACGUUCUCGAGUCACUGCCCGGUUGAAAAUUGUAUGUUACCAUCGGAUAUGAGUACUGAAGCAGUUUUUAUGAAACCACGUGCGCCAUUCAAACUGGCUGCCUUCAACGUUCGCACACUUAUGCAGCCUGUUUAACUCAUCUAAGGUACUUAAAAAUGAAAAGAUGUAUACAUCUUGAUGAUUUUUGCUUGUCGAGAAUUGGACGUAUCAAAGGAUUACAAUUUCUCGAUGUCAGUGAGUGCCCUACUAUUACUUCAAAAGGCCUAGCGACAUUGGCACACUUAAAAGCUUUACGCCGCCUAAUAGUGAGUGGAAACCCACAGAUUGAAGACAAGGAAUUAGUUUGCCUCCUACUAGAAGAUCACUUACCAAAAUUAUACAUUGACGGUGUUGACUACAUCGGUCAACUACCUGAUAAAUCAAAAGAAAAGAUCUUAAGGUUAGUAUCUAGAAAUGAAAAGUUUACUCAAGCACAAAACGAGGAGACCAAUGUAGACAAAGUUUAUUUGAUUGACAAAGCAUAGAAAUGUCAAGUAACAUAUACCCAUAUUAUAUAAUGUACAUAAAAGUUAUC
Schistosoma haematobium is the source of this 2414-nucleotide messenger RNA. Its product is annotated as Distal membrane-arm assembly complex protein 2, variant 2. Lineage: Eukaryota; Metazoa; Platyhelminthes; Trematoda; Strigeidida; Schistosomatidae. The transcript has 5 exons. The record is from RefSeq and is a predicted model, not a curated record. Bases 405 to 956 code for a protein of 183 amino acids.